Messenger RNA from Xiphophorus hellerii (green swordtail), 1267 nucleotides. RefSeq names its product WD repeat domain 82 (gene wdr82). The record is from RefSeq and is a predicted model, not a curated record. Bases 220 to 1161 code for a protein of 313 amino acids. Gene Ontology annotation, cellular component: Set1C/COMPASS complex. NCBI's taxonomy places the organism in Eukaryota, Metazoa, Chordata, Actinopteri, Cyprinodontiformes, Poeciliidae. The transcript is spliced from 9 exons. Gene Ontology annotation, molecular function: protein binding; chromatin binding.
CGUGGCGAAGGCGUUGCGCUUUCGUCCCUCCUCUGCCGUGGACUCAAACUACCCCAGGCGGGAUUUGGUUGCCGUUUUUGGGGACUUUAUUUUCCCAAUAACAACUUUUUCUUGCACCGCUUUUGUUUAUAUAUCUCCACAAAUCACCGUAACUGUGACCGUUGAGUGGUUCUAAAGCGGGGCGAGGGCCAGCUUCCCCUCACACACAGACAGGCCACCAUGAAGCUAACGGACAAUGUGCUCCGGAGCUUUCGGGUUGCUAAAGUGUUCCGAGAAAACUCGGACAAAAUUAACUGCUUCGACUUUUGCUCCAACGGAGAGGCAAUCAUUUCCAGCAGCGACGACGACUCCUUAGUGUUGUACGACUGCCAGGAGGGAAAACCCAAAAGAACUCUCUACAGUAAAAAGUAUGGCGUGGAUCUGAUCAGGUAUACGCAUGCUGCAAACACAGUGGUCUACAGUUCCAACAAAAUCGAUGACACUAUCCGGUAUUUGUCUCUUCAUGACAACAAAUAUAUCCGGUAUUUUCCUGGACACAACAAAAGAGUGACGUCUCUGUCCAUGUCUCCUGUGGAUGACACGUUUAUUUCCGGCUCAUUAGACAAAACGAUCAGGUUGUGGGAUCUGCGCUCACCGAACUGCCAGGGUUUGAUGCACCUGCAGGGGAAGCCUGUUUGCUCAUUUGAUCCAGAGGGUCUCAUUUUUGCAGCUGGCAUAAAUUCAGAGAUGGUUAAACUUUAUGAUCUGCGCUCAUUUGAUAAGGGUCCGUUUGCAACUUUCAAGCUUCAGUACGAUCGGACAUGUGAGUGGACUGGACUCAAGUUUAGCAAUGAUGGAAAACUCAUCCUUCUUUCAACCAACGGCGGGGCGCUUCGCAUUUUGGACGCUUUUAAAGGGGCGGUGCUGCAUUCUUUCGGGGGCUACAACAACAGUAAAGGCGUAACCUUAGAGGCUUCUUUCACUCCUGAUUCUCAGUUUGUGAUGAUUGGCUCUGAAGAUGGAAAGAUCCAUGUGUGGAAUGCUGAAAGCGGGAUGAAGGUGGCGUUAUUAGACGGGAAGCACACAGGCCCCAUUACCUGUCUGCAGUUCAAUCCAAAGUUCAUGACCUUUGCCAGUGCCUGCUCCAACAUGGCUUUCUGGUUGCCGACCAUUGAUGACUGAGGAGUAGGAGCAGCAGCUGACCAGCAGGGGGCAGUGUGAAUGUCACAAAAUCAAAUUGUAAAUAAUCAGUUGUAGGAAUAAAACAUGUUUGGUUUUUAUAUUUCUA